AUGGAAGGUAGCACAGUAAUUAGGGAACCAAUUGGAAUUAGAAUGUUGAACACUGUGUGUAAGCAGCAAAUUUGCUCCAGGGUAACCAAUAGGAGGAUAAAUUUUAUAGUUGAUAACAGAGAGACCGGCACCAUAAUGGAUGAUUCCAAUUCUAAUGUUGAGGAAGGAAAACAAGAAAAAGAUCGCAGCUGGCUCAUGUCAUCACUUCAUCAAAUUUAUAGUCGGAGAUACCUCCUUAGAAGAAGUGCUCUGGAGUUAUUUAUGGUGGACCGUUCGAACUUCUUCAUUGAUUUCGGGAAUGGUGAAGGGCGCAGAAAUGCAUAUAGGGCAAUUGUUCAAGCACGACCUCCGCAUUUAAACAAUAUAUAUUUGGCUACUCAGAGGCCUGAACAACUUUUGAAGAGAAUUCAACUCAUGGAACGCUGGACUAGGUGGGAGAUCAGUAAUUUUGAAUAUCUAAUGCAACUCAAUACACUGGCUGGGCGCAGUUAUAAUGAUAUUACCCAGUAUCCUGUUUUUCCCUGGAUUCUUUCUGAUUACAGUUCAGAGAGCUUGGAUCUUUCUAAUCCCUCUUCUUAUCGAGACCUUUCAAAGCCUGUUGGUGCUCUCAACCCUGAUCGACUGAAUAGAUUUCAAGAGAGAUAUACUAGCUUUGAUGAUCCAGUCAUCCCCAAAUUCCAUUACGGAUCACACUACUCAAGUGCCGGAACAGUUUUGUAUUAUCUUGUUAGGGUUGAACCGUUCACUACUCUUGCAAUCCAACUGCAAGGUGGAAAAUUUGACCAUGCAGAUAGGAUGUUUUCUGAUAUAUCUGCUACUUGGAAUGGAGUUCUUGAGGACAUGAGUGAUGUAAAGGAAUUGGUUCCUGAGCUGUUUUACCAACCUGAGGUCCUCACAAAUGAAAAUUCAAUUGAUUUUGGCACAACACAAACGGGAGGAAUGCUUGAUACUGUAAAGCUUCCUGCUUGGGCUGAAAAUCCAGUUGAUUUUAUUCAUAAGCAUCGGAAGGCUCUAGAGAGCGAGUAUGUAUCUGCUCAUUUGCAUGAGUGGAUUGACCUCAUAUUUGGGUAUAAGCAACGGGGUAAGGAAGCUGUUACAGCAAAUAACGUUUUCUUUUACACUACAUAUGAAGGGACAGUGGAUCUUGAUAAAAUCUCUGACCCAUGCUUGAUGAGGAUGAGGAUUAAUCCUAAGCCAUUGAAAAUGACGAGCCAAUUGCCCACUAGUGUUAGACUUUCAGUUGAAUGGAAGGUUCUAUACUCUUUAGAGCAGUACAUGUUGAUGACCACCCAUUGGUCCUUGGCUCCUCCAGAAACCCCCGCCCCAAUCCACUCUGUUAUUAUGACAGACUCAUGCACCAAACAGUCUCUCUUUGUGUAUUCAGUACAACAGCGUGCUAUACAAGAUCAGAUUGCUUAUUUUGGACAAACACCGUCCCAACUUCUGACUGUUCCUCACUUGAAGAAAAUGCCAUUAGCAGAAGUUCUGCACUUGCAGUUUGGUGAAUUUGUUUGGAACGAUGAUGCAUUUGAUUGUAAUGCAGCAAAUAGUUUGAAAGUGUUUCAAUGGCACAACUCUUGGUUUCAAAUUCUCACUUCUAUGUUUGAUUUGAUUAAUUGGAGUACAAUGAUUUUCAAUGCUCUUUCAUGCAUUCAGAGCAAGACAAUAUUCCGUAACCCAAAAGAAGUCAAACCAUAUGCUGUUCCAUCCCCAGAACGCUGCAAUCUUCCUGCAUCUGCUAUUCAUGCAUCUUCAGAUACAGUUGUGGUUGUUGAUAUGAAUGCACCGGCAGCUCAUGUAGCACAACACAAGUGGCAACCCAAUACACCUGAUGGCCAGGGUACUCCUUUCCUCUUUCAACAUAGAAAAGCUACAUUAGCCUCUGCUGGUGGUACUAUUAUGCGCAUGUUCAAAGCACCGGCUGCAUCUGCUGUAGAGUGGCAAUUCCCCCAAGCAGUAGCAUUUGCUGUCUCAGGAAUUAGAAGUCAAGCUAUUGUUUCAAUAACAUGCAACAAAGAAGUUAUUACUGGUGGGCAUGCUGAUAGUAGUAUUAGGCUAAUAUCCUCAGAUGGAGCUAAAACGUUAGAAACAGCUUAUGGGCAUUGCGCUCCUGUAACUUGCCUUGGUCUUUCACCUGAUAGUAACUACCUAGUGACAGGAUCCCGAGACACAACAGUAUUACUCUGGAGAAUACAUAGGGAACUUGCAUCACACGCAAGUGUCCUGUCAGAACAUUCCACUGGGACUGGCACAUCAUCUUCAACCAGUAAUGGUUCAUUGCACCUGUUAGAAAAAGACCAAAGACGAAGAAUUGAGGGUCCUAUACAUGUACUUCGGGGCCACCACAGUGAGAUACUUAGUUGUUGUGUUAACUCGGAUCUUGGAAUGGUUGUUUCUUGCUCCCAUUCACCAGAUGUCCUCUUGCACUCUACAAGAAGAGGGCGUUUAAUUAGAAGGCUGGAUGGUGUGGAUGCCCAUACUGUCUGCCUUUCCUCUGAAGGGGUUGUAAUGACUUGGAAUGAAUCUCAGCAUACUCUAAGUACUUUUACACUCAAUGGUACACCGAUUGCAAGAGCACAACUAUCUUUCUUUUGCAGUAUCAGUUGCAUGGAAAUUUCUGUUGAUGGGAUGAGCGCUUUGAUUGGAAUAAAUUCCCUUGAAAAUGGUAGACCCUACAUCAACAGUCCAAAUUCUCAAUUGAACAAGUCAAGUGUCGUUGAUUUUGAUUCAGAGUCAGAAGAAACUUUUGAAAACACUGGAAUAGAUGUUCCAUCACCAUCUAUUUGCUUCCUGGAUAUGCACACGCUGGAGGUAUUUCAUGUAUUGAGGCUGAAAGAAGGGCAGGAUAUCACAGCUCUGGCUCUCAACAAGGAUAAUACAAAUCUUUUGGUUUCAACUUUGGAUAAACAAUUGAUAAUCUUCACGGACCCAGCUUUAAGCUUGAAAGUGGUCGAUCAAAUGCUCAAGCUUGGCUGGGAAGGUGAUGGGCUUCAGCCUCUCAUAAAAUCAUAG
Molecule: messenger RNA, 3012 nt
Organism: Sphenostylis stenocarpa
Lineage: Eukaryota; Viridiplantae; Streptophyta; Magnoliopsida; Fabales; Fabaceae
Source: the annotation of a GenBank genome assembly